Molecule: messenger RNA, 3819 nt
Organism: Perognathus longimembris pacificus (Pacific pocket mouse)
Lineage: Eukaryota; Metazoa; Chordata; Mammalia; Rodentia; Heteromyidae
Gene: Unk
Product: unk zinc finger
Exons: 16
Coding region: 72-2504 (810 amino acids)
Biological process (GO): cell morphogenesis involved in neuron differentiation
Molecular function (GO): metal ion binding; mRNA CDS binding
Source: RefSeq, a predicted model, not a curated record
UGGGCCCUCGGCGCGGACCGCGCAGACUGAAUAAUAAAAGGGGAGCGGCGAAGAGGCAGGAAGACAGGACCAUGUCGAAGGGCCCCGGGCCCGGCGGCUCCGCAGCUUCCUCCGCGCCCCCGGCCGCUACCGCUCAGGUGCUGCAGGCACAGCCCGAGAAACCGCAGCACUACACGUACCUGAAGGAGUUUCGCACAGAGCAGUGCCCACUCUUCGUGCAACACAAAUGUACACAGCAUCGACCCUACACUUGCUUCCACUGGCACUUCGUGAAUCAGCGCCGCCGCCGGUCUAUCCGCCGUCGAGACGGCACCUUCAACUAUAGCCCCGACGUCUACUGCACCAAAUACGACGAGGCCACAGGCCUCUGCCCGGAAGGCGACGAGUGCCCAUUCCUGCACAGGACCACAGGGGACACUGAGCGCAGGUACCACCUUCGUUACUACAAAACUGGAAUCUGCAUUCACGAAACGGACUCAAAAGGCAACUGUACGAAGAACGGCCUGCACUGUGCUUUUGCUCACGGGCCCCAUGACCUCCGCUCCCCUGUCUACGACAUCAGGGAGCUCCAGGCCAUGGAAGCCUUGCAGAAUGGCCAGACUACAGUAGAGGGCAGCAUAGAAGGCCAGUCAGCUGGAGCUGCGAGCCACGCCAUGAUAGAAAAAAUCCUCAGUGAGGAGCCUCGGUGGCAAGAGACCGCUUAUGUGCUGGGCAACUAUAAGACGGAGCCGUGCAAGAAGCCCCCGCGGCUGUGCCGCCAGGGCUAUGCCUGUCCCUACUACCACAACAGCAAGGACCGGCGGCGGAGCCCCCGGAAGCACAAAUACAGGUCGUCUCCAUGUCCUAAUGUCAAACACGGGGAUGAGUGGGGAGAUCCCGGCAAGUGUGAGAAUGGAGAUGCCUGCCAGUAUUGCCACACCCGCACCGAGCAGCAAUUCCACCCGGAGAUUUAUAAAUCCACCAAGUGCAACGACAUGCAGCAGUCAGGCAGCUGUCCCCGAGGACCUUUCUGCGCCUUUGCCCACGUAGAACAACCACCCCUAAGUGAUGACCUACAGCCUUCCUCAGCUAUAUCCAGCCCCACCCAGCCGGCUCCUGUCUUGUACAUGCCAUCUGCCGCUGGAGACUCGGUGCCUGUGAGCCCCUCCAGCCCACAUGCUCCCGACCUCAACACCCUCCUCUGCAGGAAUAGUGGCCUGGGCAGCCCAUCCCACCUCUGUGGCUCUCCACCAGGCUCUGGCAGGAAAGCCCCGAAUCUAGAGGGCCUUGUCUUCCCGGGGGAGUCCAGCCUUGCUCCUGGCAGCUACAAGAAAGCUCCUGGGUUUGAGAGGGAAGAUCAGGUGGGAGCCGAGUACCUGAAAAAUUUCAAGUGCCAGGCUAAACUAAAACCCCACUCACUAGAACCCAGGAGUCAAGAACAGCCUCUGCUUCAACCCAAACAGGACGUGUUGGGCAUCCUUCCUGUGGGCAGCCCUCUGACCUCAAGCAUCUCUUCCAGUAUCACCUCCAGCCUGGCAGCCACUCCCCCCAGCCCUGCAGGCACCAGCAGUACCCCUGGCAUGAAUGCAAAUGCUCUGCCUUUCUACCCCACCAGCGACACGGUAGAGUCGGUCAUAGAGUCUGCCUUGGAUGACCUGGACCUGAAUGAGUUUGGAGUGGCUGCCCUAGAGAAGACUUUUGAUAACAGCACAGUGCCCCACCCUGGCAGCAUCACCAUCGGUGGCAGCUUGCUACAAAGCUCUGCACCCGUGAAUAUCCCUGGCUCCUUGGGCAGUUCAGCCUCCUUCCACUCCGCCUCCCCAUCCCCUCCCGUCAGCCUCUCCUCGCAUUUCCUGCAGCAGCCCCAGGGCCACCUCAGUCAGUCAGAAAACACAUUUUUGGGGACCUCGGCAUCACAUGGAUCUUUAGGUCUGAACGGGAUGAACAGCAGCAUCUGGGAGCAUUUUGCCUCUGGAAGCUUCUCCCCAGGCACUUCUCCUGCCUUCCUAUCAGGGCCAGGGGCUGCUGAGCUGGCCCGGCUUCGGCAAGAGCUAGAUGAAGCCAACGGCACCAUCAAGCAGUGGGAGGAGUCCUGGAAGCAGGCUAAGCAGGCUUGUGAUGCCUGGAAGAAGGAGGCGGAAGAGGCUGGUGAGCGGGCCAGCGCGGCCGGCGCCGAGUGCGAGCUGGCCCGGGAGCAGCGGGACGCACUGGAGGUGCAGGUGAAGAAGCUCCAGGAGGAGCUGGAGCGGCUGCACGCGGGUCCCGACCCCCCAGCCCUGCCCGCCUUCCCCGACCUGGAGGCGCUCUCGCUCUCCACCCUCUACUCCCUCCAGAAGCAGCUUCGGGCCCACCUGGAGCAAGUGGACAAGGCUGUGUUCCACAUGCAGUCGGUGAAAUGCCUUAAGUGUCAGGAGCAGACCCGGGCAGCGUUGCCAUGCCAACACGCGGUGCUGUGCGAGCUCUGUGCCGAGGGCAGUGAGUGUCCAGUCUGCCAACCCAACCGGGCCCACGCCCUUCAGUCGUGACCCCUCGGGCCUGGCCCCGCCGGGCCCGGAUCUUGUCACCUAGGAAUUUUUAAAGUAUAUAUAUAUAUAGAUAUAUAUAUAUAGAUAUAGAUAGAUAAUGUAUGUAUGUACGUAUGUGUAUAUGAUUAUAUGUAUACAUUUAUGUAUGUGAGCGGUGUGCGUGGUAGCCAGCGUGUGCACAGUGUCUGUGUGUAUAUCUGUACAUAGAUAUAGACACACACUUUAAACAGACUUACCAAGCACUUUUUAAAGAAGAAAGACUAUUUUGCAGCCCUCCCCUGCCUACUCCCCACCCUCCCCGCUCAGAGACCAAGUCCUUCUUUUCCCACUGACCUUUUGGCAGAGAAUCUGUUUGUCUCUUUUUUUAAUGUAGGAACUAACUAUUUUUAACUUCUUCCUGGGGCCUGAUUGGGAAAGGGUGGGAAGGAAGGGGAGGGGAGGAAGGAAGACGCCGCCGGGACAUCCGCUCACCCUGCCUCCCCAGGCCAGGGCUGGCGGCGAGAUGCGGAGGCCUCGGGCCCCCGUGCUCAGCUGGGAGGGCUCAGGGAGGCCUGAGGGGGUGCCGGGCGUCCACACGAGCCUGGCUCCUCCACUCACCAAAUGUGCAUGCAGUCCUGGGGACCGCUGCAGGAGCUGGCAGGCCACGGCCGCCGGGCCAGCUCCACUCCCACGUCUGGGCCCUUGAUGCCCCUCAGGGGGCAAGGCCCAGCCGUAUCCCUCAGGUUCUUGAGGCCUGGGUUCCCCUCAGUCCUUUCCUCCUAGUUAGACUACACAGAACAGCGUCCUUGUCCCCGUGACCACCUCCCAGGCUGCCAGUUCCUCCCCGCCCCUGCCUCCUCUCCUCUGAUGGGGCUCCUGGGCGGCCCGCCCUCCCCCCCUCUGGCAGCUAGCAGGGCAAUUGUUGGGGAGGACCAAGGGGGCUCAGGCCCCGCCCUCCUCUUCAGGAGGGGCUCCAUAUGCAUUCCUUGGUGCUCUCUGAGUGCAGCUGACGUCCUGCCGUUCUGGGCAGACGCCUGUGUGCAUGUGUGUGCGUGCCUGUCCAGUGUAUAUUGUGUCUUAGCUUCCAUUUUAAAAAAAUUGUUUUGUACAGAGAGAUGCAGCAGGGUGGGGAGGGCAGAGUGGGCAGAGGAAAAUGGCCUCGCUCCCGGCGCUCGCUGUUGGGCAGGCUAGAGAGGGCUGUCAAGAGUCUGCCCCGGUCCAGGACCCCUUGGGCUCAGCACGAAAGGGCUUUCAAUGAAUUACGUGGAAACUUUCUCCUUUUUUACGAAAAUGCAAAAAUCAAAGCAAACCUAUUGAAAAUAAAAUAUGAACUUGC